AUGGAAGCAGUUAAGGAUGUGACGGAGACAGUGACUGUGGACCUGGGUGCACUCCUGGACGCCGGGGACGACGCCAUGGUGAUACUCGAGGCAGGUGACACUCGGCUGGUGGCACACAGGGCCGUCCUGGUGGACAGAAGCCCAGUGUUGGCAGCCAUGUUCGCCCACGACACCCUCGAGACGAGCACCGGCGUGGUGAGGAUUACCGAUGUGGGGGGCCCGGUGCUGAGGGAGCUGGUCUCCUACCUGUACACCCAGCGGGCCCCCCAGCUGCCCGGCACGGCCCCCCAGCUGCUGGCCGCAGCGGAUAAGUACGGGGUGUCGCGGCUGAAGGCGGAGUGCGAGCGGCAGGUGGCCGCUCAGCUGACUGUUGAGACCGCGGCAGCCGCAGCCGUACUCGCAGUCCGCCACUCCUGCAGUGACCUCAGGCGAGCCGCCAUCGAAUUUAUUAAGGCACGUACCCGCGAGGUGAUGGCCACUCAGGGGUGGGCAGAUGCGAUGCUUUAUCAACGUAAAGACUUGAUCGAAGUGAGCCGAUUGCUGUAUGAUCCACCACCAAAAAGCAGGAGCCUCUCUGCAGAGGAGAGGGACAGGAGGCUGCUCCAGGCGGCUAAGCGGGGGGCAUUGGGGGAGCUGACGGCGCUGAUCGCCGCAGGGGCCGACGUGGGGGCGAGUGGCGCGCCGUGCGGGUGGACCGCCCUGCACUGGGCAGCGAUGAAUGGCCCGGCAGGAGUGGCGGCUGCGCUGCUCGUCGCGGGGGCCGACAGGGGGGCCACAACUGGUGGUGGGGAGACAGCGCUGGACAUCGCCAGGCGGUGCAAAAGGAGGCGGCUGGUGGAGAUGCUGUCAUGA
Molecule: messenger RNA, 852 nt
Organism: Schistocerca americana (American grasshopper)
Lineage: Eukaryota; Metazoa; Arthropoda; Insecta; Orthoptera; Acrididae
Product: protein roadkill-like
Exons: 3
Coding region: 1-852 (283 amino acids)
Biological process (GO): proteasome-mediated ubiquitin-dependent protein catabolic process; regulation of proteolysis
Cellular component (GO): cytoplasm
Molecular function (GO): ubiquitin protein ligase binding
Source: RefSeq, a predicted model, not a curated record